This is a messenger RNA of Pyricularia oryzae 70-15, 1258 nucleotides long. Its product is annotated as AP-3 complex subunit sigma. Gene Ontology annotation, cellular component: intracellular membrane-bounded organelle. The coding region runs from base 115 to 678 and encodes 187 amino acids. Lineage: Eukaryota; Fungi; Ascomycota; Sordariomycetes; Magnaporthales; Pyriculariaceae. The transcript has 2 exons. Gene Ontology annotation, biological process: protein transport; vesicle-mediated transport. The record is from RefSeq and is a predicted model, not a curated record.
CGCAAAUGUCCACCAACCGAUAACGCGGCCUCUUACUCUUUCGUCUGAAGGUAUUUCAACUUGUACCAACCUCAUUCAGAACUCGAAGGGCCGACGAGCUGGCAGGCGCCUAUUAUGAUCAACGCGUUCUUGGUCUUUAACGGCCAAGGCCAGCCUCGGCUGACCAAAUUCUAUACUCAGCUAGAGACGAACAUGCAGCAGCGGCUCAUAUCCGAAAUCUUUACGCUCGUGUCCAACCGGCCCACAGGGUCGUGCAACUUCCUCCCGCUCCCUCCGCUCCUCGCCGCCUCGGGCACCUCGCACACCGACUCGACCGAGCAGAACGACGUGCCGUCUCUCGUGACGUACAGAAACUAUGCAACACUCUACUUCAUCGUCAUUUCGACCGCCACCGAGUCUCCCCUCGCGCUCAUCGACCUGAUCCAGGUCUACGUCGAGGCGCUGGACAAGCUCUUUGAGAACGUGUGCGAGCUGGACCUGAUCUUCAACUUUGAGACUCUGCACUCGACCCUGAGCGAGAUGAUUGUUGGUGGUGUCGUCGUUGAGACGAACCUGGAUAGGAUCGUCGCCGGUGUGCGUGCGCAGGGUACUGUUGCCAAGAGGCAGACAAAUGACGGGAGAGGCGGCGGCGGCGGUAUAGGAUCUGGUUUGGGUAUAGGGGUUUGGCAUGGAAGGUGACCAAGAAGCUGGCGAGGGCAUCCCGUACCGGAUAUGUCAAGUCGUGGUUCUGGCAAGAUUCGCCGCUUUUACUGCGAAGCCGUGGAGGACGUCUCCAUCUUAAGGGUAUCGAGGCUGGUCCUUCGGCCUGCAGAGGCCACAGAUGCCAACUACAGGACUGAGAUAAAGUGUUCUGUCACCGCGACCUGGAACAGGAUUUGUAUACGCGAAGAGCUGGCCCGGUCCUGAUAGAAAGCUACAGGUGCACAACAGGAGCGGGUCCGAUGGUGGAAAAGAAAGCAGUACACCUGGGCUUAUGCUGAAUGCUAAUGGCUACAUUAUAUUGUACAAGUGGAGGCAAAGGGAGGUGUGGCAAGAAAAUUACUGGGGAUUCUUGUUGAAAUCCGGGCGCGCUGUUGUGCUUUGCAUGGGCGUUUUGGUCCCCAUGUCAAGAGUGUAUCCGAACUGCGCCCAGAAGCCCUUUUUGAUCUGAAAAAGCGUGAUAUCUAGUUAGAGACGUUCAGUCUAGAUGUAAUGGAGCAGGUCGGUAUAGACCGGCUGUACGUACCCCAAAGAAAGGAUUGUGUCUCUCGUCUUCCCA